AUGGCGCUCGCCUUGCGCCUUGUCGGCGGCGCCGCCGGCGUGGGGGCAAAGGCUGUUGGAGGCGCAUGCUGCGGUAUCGUCGAUUCCUGUUUCCGACACAUGACAAAGGGAAUGCCGCACCCCACAGAGUGCGGCUGCCUAGGUUCUCUGUUUUUUUAUUUGGGACUCCACGACCACCAGAAGUUCAACCUUCUCGUGGAAAUCCACGAACUGGAUCGCGUCCCGAAGUCGAGCUCUCUCUUCGUCACGGUCGAGGCGGGAAGAUGGAGCACAACAUCUCAAGUGGUGAAGACCAAGGGACAGAAUCAGCGCGUCAUACUCGAAGAGCGGCUUAUGGUCCACAUCCGACAGGUGGACAAAGAGAUGAAGCUCAGUCUCUUCAAAAAAGGCAUGUUGAAGACGACUCGCUUAGCCAAUCUCGUGUUGAAAGUCAAGGAGGAUAUGAUCGACAAGAAGUUCCCCCAACGAACGUGGUACCCUAUGAAGGUCGAGAAUGGGAAGUCGAAUCCUCGAAUCAAUCUCUCCUUACACCGGAUGGACGCUAAUCUGCCGACCAACCAGUCGCCUCUCGUUCAACAGGCCAUGCUGAUUGCCCAGCAGGAGGCUGACGAAAAGGGCGAAGAGCUCAAGCUGGACUUGAGCAAGAUGUCUCAAAAGGAACGCUUGACGUUUUUCUCGCGGGUGCUGGAAGGCCCUUUGGAGUGGCUCAGCCGAGGCAGAAACGCCUGCAUGGAGUUCUACUACAAGGCCGUCGAAGUGAAACCAGGCGUUCUCGACCGCUUCACGGCCAGCCAGGGAACAUGGACAGAGCUCUACUUCAAGGCGGUCGAAGUUAAGACAGAUCGGUGGGAGUGGUGCUAUUGGGAGAGUGCUGCGGCAUGCAAGGAAGGCAAGGAGAAGGAGGGGAGCAUUCCGUUUCUCGCCAUCAGCCUCGUGCUGCCGGAUCGAAAGGACCGAAACGUCUUUUAUGUUCGUUACCACGACAAAGAUACCCAGCACGAUGUCUUCUUUCGCCGAGUCGACAGAGACAGGAACUUGUGGUCAGAUGGUCUGUACGAAUUCAUCGAGAAGCUUCGCGCUUAUCGCGAGACGUGUUCGACGCGCGUGCCGGAUCGGAAAGGCAGAGAGCGCCAGGAGAAGAAGAAAGGCCGGGAGGGCGAAGGCGACGAGGAAGGCGCACCAUGUGCAAAAUCUCCGCGGAAGUCAGGCAGAAAAUCGCGUCGGCCGUCUGCAUCCACAACUCCUCGAGUGGAUUUAUCGACUGCGCGGCGGCUUCACAGCCCUCGGGCGCAGAUCCCCACGAAGGGGCCGAACGCGCAUCAGCAGAUGUACGAGGAAGUCAUGCUGUCUACUCAGUCUUCUGUUGUCGGCGACGACGAACCGCAAACGUAG
Molecule: messenger RNA, 1392 nt
Organism: Neospora caninum
Lineage: Eukaryota; Apicomplexa; Conoidasida; Eucoccidiorida; Sarcocystidae
Exons: 10
Coding region: 1-1392 (463 amino acids)
Source: RefSeq, a predicted model, not a curated record